Messenger RNA from Papaver somniferum (opium poppy), 2520 nucleotides. RefSeq names its product probable disease resistance protein At5g63020. NCBI's taxonomy places the organism in Eukaryota, Viridiplantae, Streptophyta, Magnoliopsida, Ranunculales, Papaveraceae. The record is from RefSeq and is a predicted model, not a curated record. Gene Ontology annotation, molecular function: ADP binding; ATP hydrolysis activity. The coding region runs from base 1 to 2520 and encodes 839 amino acids. The transcript is spliced from 2 exons.
AUGGAAGAGUGGAACCUAACUGAACCAGCGAAGCGCACAAAUAUGGCUAGUUUUUGGCUCCAAAGAGUACAAGCCUUAGAGCUAGAAGUACAAAACAUCUUAGACGACAACGAAGCUAUCAAGAACGAUGAAGGAUGCUUUUUUUGGUGUUGGGUUCCGAAAAAUUGCUGGAGUGCUUACAAACUCGGAAAAUUAGUGUCACGAAAACAGACUGUUGUGGAGCGUUUAUCGAGGGAAGGUGAUUUCCGAGACGUCACUUGUAGAUGUGAACCGGAUCCCUUCCAAGAGAUUCCAGUCGUUAAAGUUGUGGGCAUGGACGUAAAAUUUAGUGAAGUAUUGGAGUCCUUGGUACCCGAAGAAAAUCCAGUGCAAAUAGUAGGUUUAUAUGGAAUGGGAGGAGUUGGGAAGACAACUCUUUUACAGAAAGUUAACAAUGAGUUUGCUGAAAGAAAAAUAUUCGAUGUAGUAAUUUGGAUUGUGGUGUCUAAAAGUCUAAACUUAAGAAGUAUUCAAAACCAAAUUGGGAAGAAACUAGGACUAUCAUGGUCAGAAGGAACUGAAACGUAUGAGAGAGCUAAUGAUAUAUUCAAAGGGUUAAAAAAUAGGAGAUUUUUGUUGUUGUUAGAUGAUAUUUGGGAAGGAAUUGACAUAGAAACGAUCGGAGUUUCAAGGAAUGCAAUCCAAUUAACUGGGUCUAAGGUUGUGUUUUCUACAAGAAGUGAGCAAGUGUGCGGGUUAAUGGAGGCUGAUAAAAGAAUCAAAAUAGAGUGUUUAGACGAUGAUCAAGCUUGGAGCCUAUUUCAACAAAAGGUCAAGCAAGAAGCGUUGAGUUGUCAUCCAGAAGUACUCGAGGUUGCCAAAAAAGUUGCAAAAGAAUGCCGAGGUUUACCUUUAGCUCUUAUCACUAUUGGCCGAACUAUGUCUAGCAAAACCGAUCUCAAACAGUGGCAACACGCACUAUGUACUCUACAGGAAUCGGCAUCACAGUUUUCAGGUAUGACGGACAAGGUAUUAGCUAUUUUGAAGUAUAGCUAUGAUAAUUUGGAAAGCCAGAAGUUGAAGUCUUGCUUCUUAUAUUGCUCGUUACACCCAGAAGAUUUUUCAAUUAGCAUAGACGGACUAAUCGGGUGUUGGUUGGGUGAGGGAUUUUUGGAAAACGUUGAUGAUUUAGCGAAAGCUCUAAAUGAAGGCCUCGAUGUCAUUAGAUGUCUUAAGGAUGCUUGUUUGUUAGAAACUGGAAUUAUGUUUGGGGUAAAGGUGGAAGCUAAGGUAAAAAUGCAUGAUGUAGUUCGUGAUAUGGCAAUUUGGGUAGCUUCAACUCUUGGAGAGAAAAAAGGCACGUAUUUAACUGUGCAGGCACAAAGCACGUUGAAGCUCCAUGAAUUGGAGAAAGCAGAGAGGGUCUCACUAAUAGGAAAUAUAGCAAUUAGAAAACUUAAUGGAGCACCACAUUGCUCGAAGCUCUUAACUAUGUUACUUCAAAACAGUAAUGUCUCUGAUAUUUCUGAUGACUUUUUCCGAUUCAUGCCCAUGCUUAAAGUUUUAAAUUUGAAUGCAGUGAAGCUCAAGAAACUCCCGACAAGCAUUUUUUCAUUAUCGAAGUUAGAAUAUUUAGAACUGCCAUUAUAUGAUGAAGAUGUUGUUCUACCACCAGGGAGUUUAGCAUCUCUGACAAAAUUGAAGGCCAUAAGUUUGUCAAGGUCGUGUUUUCACUGGGAAUUGAAGGGUGGACCAAGCCUUGGAGAAUUGGAAGGCUUACAACAGUUGAUAGGUCUUCAGAUCACAAUAGGAACUGGUCCUGCUCUUCAAAGGUUAGUAACAAGUCAAAAAUUACAGUUGUGCACAAAACUUUUAAGUAUUAAAUACUGUCCGGGAAUUACAUCCCUAACAUUUCUACCAUCGGCAUCAGUAUCAGUACUUAGUCUAGUAGACAUGACAAGCUUAAGUUUCCUUUCUCUGGAAAACUGUGAUGAAUUGGAAGAGUUGAGAAUCAUGAGUUGGGAUGCAGUAACCCUGUUCACAACAUUGGAGGAAUUGCACCUUUUAUUCAUGCCAAAGUUGAGAAUUGUAUGGGAUGUGCCUCAACAAUCAUUCUUCUCUGUGAACCUUAAACGUGUAAUAAUUACAGGUUGUCCUGGAUUGAAGGAUAUUACAUGGCUGAUCUACAUUCAGAAUCUAGAGUUACUUCGCUUGGUUGAAUUGGAUGGACUAGAAGAUGUAAUAUCUAGUGGAUUUGCAGCCGAACAGAAGUUAAUAACUACGUUUUCCAGAUUAACUCUUUUGAGUUUGCACUCUCUGAAGAAUCUCAAAAGGAUAUGUGACCAAAAUGUGAAAUUCUUUCAUUUGGAAAAUAUUCUCGUGGUGGGGUGUCCAAAAUUGAAGAAGCUACCAUUUAACACCAAUAGCUUGAUCCCUCGGAGUUUAAAGAAGAUUGAAGGAGAGGAGCAAUGGUGGGAAAGGCUAGAAUGGGAAGAUGAAGCCACCAAGUCUAAUUUUAAUUCUUAUUUCGUGACCCAUUGA